AUGUCGGGAUCUGAUAGUUUCGAAAAUGAUCCAGGAUUCCCAUAUUUGGGAAUCAGUAGAGAACAAAGAUCGGCGAAUGCUGCACGAGCUUUUGAUUCCAAGAAGAAUUGCUGGAUUCCGGAUCCAGAAGAUGGUGAGUUGAAGGGAGAAGAGGGAUUUAGUGUGAGAAUUUUACUAAAAUAUUUUGGAAAUUUUAUGAUUUGGUCUUGAGGUUGAAAAAUUUCAAGACUAAUUUUCUUUUGAAAUGUUUUCUAGAAAUUUCAAAAUUCCACGUGGCAUUUUUUGCUUAAAAUUUAAGAAAGAAUACUCCACGUGACAUUUUCAUGUGGAUUUUUUGUUGUGCUGACAUUCAAGAUUUCGAAUUUUUUUUCUCAUUACUCCAAAUUAAAAUUCAGAAUUUUUUCCCUGAACUUUUACCAAACUUUAAUCUUCUUCCAAUUGAACCCGAUUCCAAUUCCAAUCAAAUUUCAAAAAUGUAUGUGUGUGCCCCACUAGUUUUUAAAACAUUACACAUCAAAAAAAUCAUCAUCAUCAUAGUAGUAGCCAGAGCUCAUCUCAUUCUUCACCUACGCAAAAUAUCUCUGGUGGGAGGAGGAAAAAUAGAGGCAAAGGAGAGAGAGAGCAAUUGUCCUUGUGUUGGAGAUUUUUUAGAAGAAUCAAAAAUAAUAUGAAUGUGUGAGAAGAAGAAUAAGAAAAAAGAUAUGAAAUAAAAGAAAACAACAAAAACAGAUUGAUGACAGAUGUUUGGUGUUUCGAAGUUUCGAAUUUUGAACUAGAGAAAUUUGAUAUCAUGAAAAGAUAGACUUUGGAUCAAAAACUGGAGAAGGGGUCUGAGAUUUGAAAAAUCUAAAAACAAACUUCUGAGGUCCAAUCAAUAAAAGCUGAUUUGGAUUAUUAAAAAAAUUGAUUUAAAAAAUUAACCUUCAAGAAGUACGUUUCAAAAAUCUAGCAAUUAUGGAAAUAAAAAUGCAUUUUGAUGAAUUAGUGGUACGACACAAGAAAAAAAAUGUUGCAGGAUUCGUCGCCGCCGAAAUCCAAUCAACAACCGGUGAUCAAGUGACCGUAGUUACCUCAAAAGGUAACCAAAUCACUGUGAAAAAAGACGAGUGUCAAGAGAUGAAUCCUCCAAAAUUCGACAAAACAGAGGACAUGGCCAAUUUGACGUUUUUGAAUGAAGCUUCAGUUUUGGCCAAUCUCAAGGAUCGUUACAAGGAUUUGAUGAUCUAUGUGAGAUUGAUUAGAAUUAGAUAACCAACCCAAAUAUUUUUGAUUUCAGACUUAUUCCGGACUUUUCUGCGUCGUCAUCAAUCCCUACAAACGUCUCCCAAUUUAUUCGGAAUCAGUUAUCAAACAUUACAUGGGCAAACGACGCAACGAAAUGCCGCCACAUCUUUUCGCCACAUCCGACGAGGCCUAUAGAAAUAUGGUGCAAGACAAGGAGAAUCAAUCGAUGUUGAUUACUGGAGAAUCGGGUGCCGGAAAGACUGAGAAUACCAAGAAGGUUAUCUCGUAUUUUGCGAUUGUUGGUGCAACUCAAUCGAGUGCCAAAGAUGGCGGAAAGAAGGGUGGAACUCUUGAAGAGCAAAUUGUGCAGACAAAUCCGGUUUUGGAGGCUUUCGGUAAUGCAAAGACUGUCAGAAACAACAAUUCAUCGCGUUUCGGAAAGUUCAUUAGAACUCAUUUUUCGGGAACCGGAAAAUUGGCUGGAGGAGAUAUUGAACAUUGUGAGUGAGAAAUUUUAAUUGGGACCUAUGACGUGGCAAAUUUUUUUUUUAAAUUUUAUUCAGUUACUUGAAAAUGUAUUCCAAUUUGCCACGUCAUAAAGGAUUAAGUGGGAGACGUGAAAUUUCGUUUUAAAAUUACCGAGUAAAUUGCCACGUUUUUUUAAUAGUUCAGAAUUUAUGACGUGGUAGUUUAGAAAUUUCAUUUGAGCUUGAAAAAAAUGCCACGUCAUCAGGUAACGUGGUUAUUUAAAUUAUUCCAGAGCUAUUUUUAAUUGAUCUAGAAUUCUAUGACGUGGCACUUUCUGGACUCUCAAAAUUCCGAUUCUAAACUGCCACGUCACCCCGACUCGAUCCCCCAACAAUCCCAAAAAAUUCCAGACCUUCUCGAAAAAUCGCGUGUCGUCCGUCAAGCGACCGGAGAACGUGCCUACCACAUCUUCUACCAAAUCAUGUCCGGUUUCGACCCGUCGCUUCGCAGCAAACUCAAACUCGACAAAGACAUCACCUAUUAUCAUUUCUGCUCACAAGCCGAGCUCACCAUUGAAGGAAUGGACGAUAAAGAGGAGAUGAAAGCGACGCAAGAGGCGUUCGAUAUCAUGGGCUUUGAAGAAUCCGAAGUGUCGGAUUUAUAUCGUGCUGUCGCUGGUAUCAUGCACAUGGGAGAGAUGAAAUUCAAACAACGUCCAAGAGAAGAGCAAGCUGAAGCUGAUGGUGAAGAAGACGCGACAAAUGCUGCCGCCAUGUUCGGAAUCAACCACGAACAAUUCUUGAAGGCGUUGACAACCCCAAGAGUUCGCGUUGGAACUGAAUGGGUUAACAAGGGACAAAAUUUGGAGCAAGUCAAUUGGGCUGUCUCCGGUUUGGCUAAGGGUAUCUAUGCUCGUAUGUUCAAAUGGAUUAUCGCCAGAUGUAACAAGACUCUUGAUGCUAAAGAGAUCGAGAGAAAACAUUUUAUCGGUGUGUUGGAUAUUGCUGGUUUCGAAAUCUUUGACUUCAACUCAUUUGAACAAUUGUGGAUCAACUUUGUCAAUGAGAGACUUCAACAAUUCUUCAAUCAUCACAUGUUUGUUUUGGAGCAAGAAGAAUACAAGAGAGAAGGAAUUGCGUGGACAUUCAUUGAUUUCGGUUUGGAUCUUCAAGCCUGUAUCGAACUCAUCGAGAAACCUCUUGGUAUCAUCUCAAUGCUCGAUGAAGAAUGUAUUGUUCCAAAGGCAACUGAUAUGACCUACGCUCAAAAACUUUUGGAUCAACAUCUUGGAAAACAUCCAAACUUCCAAAAACCAAAACCACCAAAGGGAAAACAAGCCGAGGCUCAUUUCGCCAUUGUUCACUACGCUGGAACUGUCAGAUAUAAUGCGACCAACUUCUUGGAAAAGAACAAGGAUCCACUUAAUGACACAGCUGUCGCUCUUUUGAAACAUGCUGAAGGCAUGAACUUGAUGUUGGAUAUCUGGAGCGAUUAUCAAACUCAAGAAGAGGCUGCCGAGGCUGCUAAAGCUGGAACUGGUGGUGGUGGAAAGCGUGGAAAAUCAUCGUCAUUCAUGACUGUUUCAAUGAUCUAUCGUGAAUCGUUGAAUAAUUUGAUGAGCAUGUUGUACCAAACACAUCCACAUUUCAUUCGUUGUAUCAUUCCAAAUGAGAAGAAGGCUUCAGGAGUCAUUGAUUCCGCUUUGGUUCUCAAUCAAUUGACAUGUAAUGGUGUGUUGGAAGGUAUUCGUAUUUGCCGUAAAGGUUUCCCCAACAGAAUGUUGUAUGAUGAUUUCAAACAUCGUUAUGCGAUCUUGGCUGCUGAAGCUGCUAAAGAUUCCGAUAUCAAGAAAGCAUCGGUUGGAAUCACCAACAAACUUGUUAAUGAUGGUUCCUUGACUGAUGAAGAAUUCAAGAUCGGAAACACCAAGAUCUUCUUCAAAGCUGGAAUUCUUGCCAGACUUGAAGAUUUGAGAGAUGAGAUUUUGUCGAAGAUUGUUACCACUUUCCAAUCAAGAAUUAGAUCUUACUUGGCCAAGGCUGAAUAUCGUCGAAGACUUCAACAACAAACUGGACUUCUUAUUGUUCAAAGAAAUGUGAGAUCUUGGUGCUCAUUGAGAACCUGGGAUUGGUUCAAACUUUACGGAAAAGUCAAGCCACUUAUCAAUGCUGGACAACAACAAGAAGCUAUGGGAGAACUUGCUGAAAAGAUUCAAGCUUUGGAAGAUGCUGUGCAACGUGGAGAAAUUGCGCGUGCUCAACUCGAGACUCAAGUUGCUGAUUUGAUUGAGCAGAAAAAUGAGCUUUUCUUGAACUUGGAAAAGGAGAAAUCGAAUUUGGCUGAGGCGCAAGAACAAAAUGAUCGCUUGAAUCAAUUGAAGGCAACACUUGAAUCGAAACUGACUGAUAUUGAGGGAAAAUUGGAAGAUAUGCAAGAGAGACAUGAUGAUUUGGCUCGUCAAAAGAAAAAGACUGAAGGAGAGUUGUCUGAAUCAAAAAAACAAGUUCAAGAUCUUGAAUUGUCUUUGAGAAAGGCUGAGCAAGAAAAACAAUCUCGCGAUCAUAACAUCAGAUCUCUUCAAGACGAGAUGGCUAAUCAAGAUGAAUCAGUAGCCAGAUUGAACAAAGAGAAGAAGCAUCAAGAAGAAGUCAAUCGUAAAUUGAACGAAGAUCUUCAACAAGAAGAGGACAAGGUCAAUCAUUUGGAGAAAGUUCGAGGAAAACUCGAACAACAAAUGGAUGAUUUGGAAGAGACAAUUGAUCGGGAGAAGAGAUCGAGACAAGAUGUUGAGAAGAAUAAGAGAAAAUUGGAGGGAGAAUUGAAAGUUGCGCAAGAGAAUAUUGAUGAGAUUUUGAAGCAAAAACAAGAUGUUGAGAAUACUUUGAAGAAGAAGGAAGAUGAUUUGCACGCUGUUUCAUCGAAAUUGGCUGAUGAGCAAUCAAUCAUUGCCAAGCUUCAAAGACAAAUCAAAGAGCUUCAAGGAAGAAUUGCUGAACUUCAAGAGGAACUUGAAAAUGAGCGUAAUUCUAGACAAAAAGCUGAUAGAAAUCGAUCAGAACUCCAGAGGGAGUUGGAAGAUAUUAGCGAGAAAUUGGAGCAACAAGGUGGAUAUACUGUUGCGCAACAAGAGGCUAAUAAGAAGAGAGAAGCUGAGAUUGCCAAGCUCCGCAGAGAUGUUGAAGAGAACUCGUUGAAUCAUGAAACUGCCAUGGCUGCUUUGAGAAAACGAAAUGGUGAUGCGGUUGCUGAGUUGACUGAUCAACUUGAGACUUUGCAAAAAUUGAAGGCUAAGGGAGAUGCUGAACGCGCUAAAUUGCAAAGAGAUUUGGAAGAAUCACAAUCUGGAAUUGAUUCGGAAGUUAGAUCGAGACAAGAUUUGGAGAAGGCUUUGAAAACCUUGGAAGUUCAAUAUUCUGAACUUCAAGGAAAAGCUGACGAGCAAUCGAGACAAUUGCAAGACUUCGCAUCACUCAAAAACCGUUUGAACAAUGAAAAUGGUGAUUUGGGAAGACAAUUAGAAGACUUGGAAAAUCAACUAAACUCACUUCAUAGACUCAAAUCAACUCUUGUUAGUCAAUUGGAAGAGACUAAGAGAGGAUUGGAUGAGGAAAGUAGAGAGAGACAAGCAUUGGCUGCUCAAGCAAAGAAUUUGGAACAUGAGAAUGAUAUUCUUCGUGAACAUCUUGAUGAGGAAGGUGAGGCUAAAGCUGAACUUGUUCGUCAAAUCAGCAAGCUUAACGCUGAAAUUCAACAAUGGAAAGCCAAGUUUGAUUCGGAGGGAUUGAGCAAACUCGAGGAGAUCGAAGAGGCCAAGUGAGUUUUUGGGGAAGGGAUUGGGAAUGAUUUUUGUACUUCCGAAUAUUUUUUUAAAAAAUAAAUGUAACCCUAGCUUGGGAAGUUCUAGAAUUCUCCCUCUAGAUCCUCAAAACCCCUCUACAAUUUUUCUUUCAGGAAGAAACUUCAAGCCAAGGUUCAAGAAUUGUCUGAUGCCAACGAGGCAGCUUUCGGAAAGAUCGCAUCGCUUGAAAAGACACGUCAUAAGUUGAUGCAAGAUUUGGAUGAUGCCCAAGUGAGUUCAUCAUCUUGAAUUCGGAUGUUAAAAAUCAAUAUUUUCAGAUCGAUGUUGAGAAGGCUUCUGCCUAUGCUAGCGCUUUGGAAAAGAAACAACGUGCCUUCGACAAAAUUGUCGAUGAAUGGAAGAAGAAAUCGGAUGAUUUGGCUGCUGAACUUGACGCUGCUCAACGAGACAACAGACAAUUGUCGACUGAUUUGUUCAAGGCCAAGACUGCUCAAGACGAAUUGGUUGAAUAUUUGGAAUCAACCAGAAGAGAGAAUCAUCAAUUGUCUCAAGAAGUUCGCGAUUUGACAGAUCAACUUGGCGAGGGUGGAAGAUCAGUCGCCGAAUUGCAAAAGAUCGUAAGACGUUUGGAAGUGGAGAAGGAGGAACUUCAAAAGGGACUCGAUGAGGCUGAAGCAGCACUUGAAGCUGAAGAAGCCAAAGUUCUUCGCGCACAAAUUGAAGUCUCACAAAUCCGCUCAGAGAUUGAGAAGAGAAUUCAAGAAAAAGAAGAGGAAUUCGAGAACACUAGAAAGAAUCAUCAAAGAGCGUUGGAAAGUAUGCAAGCAACUUUGGAAGCUGAAACUAAACACAAGGAGGAGGCUUUGAGAAUCAAGAAGAAGUUGGAAUCUGAUAUUAAUGAUUUGGAAAUUGCUUUGGAUCAUGCUAACAGAGCUAAUGCUGAUGCUCAAAGAACAAUUAAGAAAUACAUGGAUACUGUUAGAGAAUUGCAAUCACAAAUUGAAGAGGAGCAACGGCAAAAGGAUGAGAUUAGAGAACAAUUCUUGAAUUCUGAAAAACGAAAUGCUAUUCUUCAAAGCGAGAAAGAUGAACUUGUUCAACAAGCUGAAGCUGCUGAAAGAGCCCGAAGAAACGCUGAAGCUGAUUGCAUUGAGCUCCGCGAGCAAAACAACGAUCUCACCAAUCAUUUGUCGACUGUUACUGGAAUCAAGAGAAAACUCGAGGGUGAAUUGCAAGCAAUGCACGCUGAUUUGGACGAAGCUUUGACUGAAUUGAAGGUUGCUGAUGAGAACGGUAAAAAGGCUGCUGCAGAUGCUGCGAGACUUGCUGAAGAAUUACGACAAGAGCAAGAGCACUCGAUGCAUGUUGAGAGAAUUAGAAAGGGAUUGGAGAUUCAAAUCAAGGAGAUGCAGAUUCGAUUGGAUGAAGCUGAAGCGGCUGCGUUGAAGGGAGGAAAGAAGAUUAUUGCACAAUUGGAGAGUCGAAUUCGAGCGAUUGAAGGAGAAUUGGAGGGAGAGCAACGACGUCAUCAAGACACUGAGAAGAAUUGGAGAAAAGCUGAACGACGAGUUAAAGAAGUUGAAUUCCAAUUGGAGGAGGAUAAGAAGAAUCAAGAGAGAUUGACUGAAUUGAUUGAUAAACUUCAGACGAAAUUGAAGACUUUCAAGAGACAAGUUGAAGAAGCUGUGAGUUUGGAUGGGGGGAACCCGGGUAAAAAACUGACCUGGAAGCAUUUUGAGGAUUGGGUAGAAGCUUGGAGGGUUGACGUUCCGACGGUUUCGGGAAAAAGGUCGCAAGUGAAUUCCUGAAAAAUUUCGAAAUCAAGAGAAAUAGUGAAACCACGAGUAGAGUAGAUGAGAGAGUGUGGAAAAUGUGGAGAGAGUUAGUGAGAGAAAGGAGACGUAUAUUCAAACUAAUAUAUUUUGUGAAAACGGAAUGAAUCUCUCAACUAGAAAAUAUUUUUGAACGACAGAAAAAAUAAAAGAUGGAGCGAAAAGGUAGAUCAAAAAGGCAAAAAAUCAAUUUUCUUUCCAUCAUUUAUUUUUUUCUGUCGUUCAAAAAUAUUUUCUAGUUUGAAGUCAUUUUCCCAAAUUCCUUUAGUCUAACCCUUCCUGAAAACUUGAAGGCUUGAAAAAUUUAAAAAUUUAAAAAUUUAAAAAUGAAAUUUAUUCCACGCAAGAAUUUUUGAAAAAAAAAUUCACGUGACCAUUUUUUUUUCAUUUUUCAUUUUUUUUGAAUUUUCAAAAAUCCCUCAAAAAAUCGUCAUUUCAACAAACAUCAAAAUAAAUAGAAAUUGAUCCGAAAUAUAGGUAAACAAACAAAGUUCAGACUAGAAACAGCACCCGAUUUUUGAUCAGAUGGAAGCUUAGUGUGCAAAUAAAAUCCGUACGAGGUGUCAAAACACGAAAAAUAAAAUUAGUUCAUCCAAGAAACCCCUUUAAAAAUCUUUCAGGAAGAAGUAGCGGCCACAAAUCUCGGAAAAUACAAGCAACUCCAAGCCGCCUACGACGACGCAGAAGAACGUGCAGAUAUUGCAGAAAACGCAUUGUCGAAAAUGCGCAACAAGAUCCGCGCGUCAGCCUCAAUUGUGCCGCUCGACGGACUUCCACUCGCUCAAUCUCAAUCUUCCGCCAUCAUUCGAAGCGCAUCAAAUGCCCGAUUCCUUCAAUAA
Molecule: messenger RNA, 8162 nt
Organism: Caenorhabditis angaria
Lineage: Eukaryota; Metazoa; Nematoda; Chromadorea; Rhabditida; Rhabditidae
Source: the annotation of a GenBank genome assembly